Molecule: messenger RNA, 1068 nt
Organism: Oncorhynchus nerka (sockeye salmon)
Lineage: Eukaryota; Metazoa; Chordata; Actinopteri; Salmoniformes; Salmonidae
Product: calpain small subunit 1-like
Exons: 11
Coding region: 130-780 (216 amino acids)
Cellular component (GO): calpain complex
Molecular function (GO): calcium ion binding
Source: RefSeq, a predicted model, not a curated record
AUGACAUGUGCACGGCAUCACUCCUCAUUGGCUUACUAAAAUAAUGUGCGUGACAGCCUCCUUGCUUUUUUUUUUUUACAAUAUCACUGGCACCUCCAAGUCUGGUUGACACAUUUCAAUUGAUUAAACAUGUUUCUGGCCAAAAGACUCAUCGGUGGCAUUCUUGAUGUCGUAAGCAAUAUUGAUCCAGCUGUGUUUGUGCCCUCUGACCCACCCGCACCACGAAGGCCACUUGCGUACGCAGAGCAGAAUGAGAGUGACGAGGAAAGACAGUUUCGCAAAGUCUUCCAGCAGUUGGCUGGAGAUGACAUGGAGGUGAGCCCAACUGAAUUGAUGAACAUCUUGAACAGAAUUAUUUCCAAACAUGGUGACCUGAAGACAGACGGGUUUAGCAUUGAGUCCUGCAGGAGCAUGGUUGCAGUCAUGGAUUGUGACAGUACUGGGAAGCUCGGAUUCCAUGAGUUCAAACACCUCUGGAACAAUAUCAAGAAAUGGCAGGGUGUGUAUAAGACUUAUGACACUGAUGGCUCUGGGGUUAUUGAUGCAGAUGAGCUUCCCAAUGCUUUCAGGGCGGCAGGCUUUCCCCUCAAUGAUGAGCUGUUCCAGAUGAUCAUUCGCAGAUACAGCGAUGAGAACGGGAACAUGGACUUUGACAACUGCAUUGGCUGCCUUGUGAGACUGGACGCUAUGUGCCGUGCCUUCAAAACCUUAGACAAGGAUAACAAUGGAACUAUCAAGGUCAACGUUCAAGAGUGGCUCCAGUUGACAAUGUACUCCUAAGCACAUUAAAUGGCUACACGUGUUUACAAAACAAAACCACUCUUUCUACAUGGCGCUGCGCUUUAGACCACUCCAGGGACCCCCUAUGUCAGUCAACCAGCCUCCCAAUUUAUGCAGGUUUCCCUACAUGCUUUGCAACCUACACUAUGUGAAUAUGUCUCACAACAUUGUGUUGUGCCAUUGCUUCAUGAAGCCAACAGAUGCCAUUUAAUGAUUGGGUAAAUGUUGCCAUAAGUCAUUGAGCUGUUAUUACUUUGAAAUGUAUGGAAUUAAAGAAAUCUUAAUGUA